This is a messenger RNA of Sciurus carolinensis (gray squirrel), 3102 nucleotides long. RefSeq names its product calcium activated nucleotidase 1 (gene Cant1). Gene Ontology annotation, molecular function: calcium ion binding; GDP phosphatase activity; UDP phosphatase activity. NCBI's taxonomy places the organism in Eukaryota, Metazoa, Chordata, Mammalia, Rodentia, Sciuridae. The record is from RefSeq and is a predicted model, not a curated record. Gene Ontology annotation, biological process: proteoglycan biosynthetic process.
GAGCGCGCGGCCGAGCCGAGCGGCGCAGGCGCAAAGCAGAGGCUGCCGGGAACGCGCGGCCGGGCGGAAGUGGCCGCCCGCCCGUCCGGCCCUGCGCAGCGAGGCGGCCGCCCGCGGGCACUGGAGCCAGGCCCGCAGCCGGUUCCGCCUGGUGCUUAGUCUGAUGCCCAUCCAGCCCUCUGACCACCUGGAAUGGAAUGAGCCUAUGCACUCCCUCCGGAUAAGUGUGGGGGGACUUCCUGUGCUGGCGUCCAUGACCAAGGCUGCAGACCCCCGCUUCCGCCCCCGCUGGAGGGUGAUCCUGACAUCCUUCGUGGGUGCUGCCCUCUUCUGGCUGCUGUACUCCCACCGCCCGGCCCCAGGCAGGUCCCUCACUCACAAUGCACACAACUGGAGACUUGGCCAGAUGCCUGCUGUCCACUACAAUGACACCUACCCCCUGUCGGCCCCCCAGAGGACAUCAGGCGGGCUUCGGUACCGCAUUGCAGUCAUUGCUGACCUGGACACAGAGUCCAAGGCCCAGGAGGAAAACACCUGGUUCAGUUACUUGAAGAAGGGCUAUCUGACCCUGUCGGACAGUGGGGACAAAGUGACUGUGGAGUGGGACAAAGACCAUGGGAUCCUAGAGUCCCACCUGGCAGAAAAGGGAAGGGGCAUGGAGCUCUCCGAUCUGGUCGUCUUUAAUGGGAAACUUUACUCCGUGGACGACCGCACGGGGGUCAUCUACCAGAUCGAAGGCACCAAGGCUGUGCCCUGGGUGAUUCUGUCCGAUGGCGAUGGGACCGUGGAGAAAGGCUUCAAAGCCGAGUGGCUGGCAGUGAAGGAUGAGCACCUGUACGUGGGCGGCCUGGGCAAGGAGUGGACCACCACCAACGGGGAGGUGAUGAACGAGAACCCCGAGUGGGUGAAGGUGGUGGGCCACAGGGGCAGCGUGGACCACGAGAACUGGGUGUCCAGCUACAAUGCUCUGAGGGCUGCUGCUGGGAUCCGACCGCCAGGCUACCUCAUUCAUGAAUCUGCCUGCUGGAGCGACACCCUGCAGCGCUGGUUCUUCCUGCCGCGCAGGGCCAGCCACGAGCGAUGCAGCGAGAAUGAGGACGCACAGGGCACCAACCUCCUCCUGAGCGUGGCCCAGGACUUUGGGGACAUCUCCGUCAGCCGCGUUGGGGAGGUGGUCCCCACACACGGCUUCUCAUCCUUCAAGUUCAUCCCCAACACUGAUGACCAGAUCAUUGUGGCCCUCAAGUCUGAAGAGGACACGGGGGUCAUCGCCAGCUACAUCAUGGCCUUCACGCUUGACGGGCGUGUCCUCCUCCCAGAGACCAAGAUCGGGAGUGUGAAGUACGAAGGAAUAGAGUUCAUAUAGAUUAAAACGCUCCCACGCCCAGCAAGGCAAAGGGGCGGCCUCGGGUUCUGUAAGCCCUGGAGGACAGCUCUUCUAUCUUCUUCUCUUUGUAACCAAGAGGUGUGUGCCUGGCUUAGGGGUCUCCAGAGCAGGGGUUCAGUCCCGGGUCUGGAGCAGCCCGAGUUCAGUUCUGUGAGCAGCUGGGAGGCCUCCCCAGCCCCGGCCAGAUCCCCGUUCUGCACUGCCUGCUGCUGUGGGGAUGGAUCGCUGCAGGCGCCUUGACCCGUCUCCAGGUUCUGCCACCCUCUCUUCCGUCUGGCCUCCCUUUCUUGCCUUUGCCUGUGUUCUCCAUGUAAGCAGUGCUUCAGGAGCACCUGGGGCAGUUGAGCAGGUGCGCUGUCCUGGAAACCAUGGUGAGUGCGAGGUGGGCCUGCCCACAAGGAGCUCCCGGCUACCCCUCAUCUUCCUCUCAAACCCUGGCGUUCAUUCUGUGUGCCCCAAAGACCCCUGGAAAGCCAAUGUUUAUACUGCAGAACGCAUGGAGCAUGGCGGCCUCUGGGAACACCUGCCUGCUGCUGAUUAGCACCCUGCAAGGUUGCUCCCAGCCAUCCCCACAGCCAGGGACCCUACUUCCUCCCUUCAGGAAUGUUCUGUGGCUGUGUAGCACUGUGACAUUUUAAAAAUUAUUAACUUAUUUGACUAAAGUAGUUUCCUCUCUUAUCAAACAGAAUUACCAAAUCUCAUCCCACAGAGCAAAGUCACAGGGAAUAAACUAACUGCCAGCAGCAGGAGAUUGUCCCUAACAGCCACAGGCAACAAAGCCAGCUUGCAGUGCUAACAGAGCCCUGGCUCUCUACCGUCCUCCACAGCUCUCAGAAAGCCCCUGCCCUUCAGGACUCACAGAUGACUUGAAUGUUUCAUUCCCUGACCCAGAGGCACCUAGGUUCUGGCAGGCCGACCACAGACCCUCCAUCAGGCUGCUUUGUCCUGGAGAUUGUCCUGCCAUUUCCUGGGUCCUCCUGGCCUUCCUUUUCCUCCCUGGGGGAGUUUUGCGGCCUCCUGUCCAUGGGAGCUUCACAUAGACCUUGGCUCUUCCUUGGUCCCUGUUUUUUCUUCUCAGUGCUCCGGGGAUGUUGGGGACAGGUUAGCAGGACUAUGCCAGGAAGGGAUGAGUCCAUUCAUCAUGCCAUCCCCGCCUGGCCACCUCACCCUGUGACAUGCCCCAAAGCAGCACAGAGGCUCCAUGGUGGGCGGGAGGACUCUUGGCUGCACCUGGCCCUGUGCUGACCCUCACAGACUUCUACUUGGAAACUGGGACAGCCACCAGGCAGGCUGUGGUGAGACCAUCUUGCACAGAUCGGUCCUCCUGCUGUAGGAGAAGCAGCAGAGCAAAGACACAUGACUGAAUGUGAUGUUCUCCAGAGCUGGGCUUCCAUGGGCACAGCCAGUGACCCCAGUCUCUUCUGCCUUUGCCUGGUGGACCUCUGAGCUGCCACCCUCAUGAGCGUCAAUGCCAUUAGAGCUGUGUUAUUUAAGACAGAAUCAGAAAGUCCAGAGUCUGGGAAGUCACUGGCUUCAGACCCUCCUGAUGUGCUCUGUGACCCCAAGCCCCAGGCCAGGCGUUUCACUGAGUGAUUUUCAGAGAUCUUGAAGCCAGCCUUUCCCUGUCCCUCUGUGUUCGCUGCUAUCAGCGUGAUGAUUGUGUCCCUUCCCUUCGUCCAUUUGUUUUAUAACAAUAAAGUGUCAGGGGAACUUGA